This is a messenger RNA of Bursaphelenchus xylophilus (pine wood nematode), 751 nucleotides long. The record is from the annotation of a GenBank genome assembly. Lineage: Eukaryota; Metazoa; Nematoda; Chromadorea; Rhabditida; Aphelenchoididae.
AUGGCUGGUGGAAUGGGAUUGUAUGGAGGUAGGGAAUCAAGAUGCCUGGUUACGAAGAUUGUUUGAAUUUCUUGCUGGCUAUUGACUCUAGUUGCUAGAAAUGGCAUAUCCAUCGGAAUACUAUUUUAUUUUUAGGUCUAAACCCCUACAUAUACCAAAAUUUAAUGCAAUACGAGCCAACCAGCAUGAUGAUGAGUCCGUAUUCUCUUUACACUGGUUACAACCCACUCGAUUACUACAGUAAUCUAAGCCCAUUCAAUCCAUUCAACGGCCUGAGUCCUCUUCUUGGUCAGAGUUUGAAUCCGAAUGUUUUCAAUUUGAAUCAGAUGGGGAAUGAACUUCAACUUGGACAAAACAAUCUUCUUCAAGCGGUUACCCCAUCUCCGUUUAACUUCCUGCAACCUCAAACAGCUGUGAAUCCGUUGAAUUUUGAUGGGUUAUUUAAGCCCAUUUAUCCGACGCUUCAGCCGCUGAUUAAUCAGGGCUCUACGAACACAAUGUUUGGAGCAAAAAUUAAUAAAAAAAUACCGAGUAAGUAUGCAGUCAAGGUCAAUACGAAAAAAAUUGUAAGGGAAUAAUUGUCAAUAGGUCUUUAUUAAAUUUGACGUUAUUUUAGAGUAAAAAUCACCUUUCACUUUUGCCACGGUUAAUAAUUUCAGCGGUCGACAAAGAUAUCACCGACUUUCGUCGCAAGUCAAAAAGUCUUCAUUGUCAAUUAUUACCACUCGAUCCGCAAUGUUCCAGCGCUUAA